UAGUGAUGCCAUACGGUCCGCGUCAGGAACACUGAAGCUUAUAGCGGCAGGCUUAUAAUGUCCACUAGUCGAUAUGUGCUUCUGCUCUCUAAUCGUCAAAUCAACUCGCUAAUGUCGUAAAGGUGGAUUCCAAUGCUCCAGAGACAGAGAAGGUAGCGCACAGAGCGGAGGAGCCAUGACUCUGACGAGAGGGUCGUUCACCUACACGACGGGGGAGGAGUACCACGGGGAGUGGAAAGAAGGUCGGAGACAUGGAAUGGGCCAGCUGAAGUUCUCAGAUGGAACGUGCUAUGCGGGACAGUUUGAGAAUGGACUGUUCCAAGGCUCGGGGGUGCUCCUCUUCCCAGACGGAUCCAGGUAUGAGGGUCAGUUUACCCAGGGGAAGUUCCAGGGUGCCGGCGUCUUCAGUCGCUUUGAUGGGAUGAAGUUUGAAGGAGAGUUUAAGAGUGGUCGUGUGGAGGGAUAUGGGUUACUGACGUUUCCAGAUGGGAACCAUGGUGUGCCGCGUAACGAGGGCCUGUUUGAGAACCACAAGCUGCAGAAGAGGGAGAAGUGCCAAGGGGUGGUACUGCAGGCACAGGGAGCUGCCUCCACUGCCCGCAGUCUGGCUCUAUGACCCUGCAGACACCCGAGACCCCACCAGGACACUAUGAGGAGUGGCUAGCUGUUCAGCAACUGGACUCAUCUUAGAUCCAAAAUGGUGGAACAAUGGGUCUCCACCAUGGCCAGGGUACAACAUCCUCAUAUACAGGCACUCGGGGAUGGACAACAGGGUCAUGCACCAGGGUUGUGGUGAUUCUUGAAUUUGAAUUAGCCACACUCCACAGAAAGAAGAAUUGAAUUUGAAUGAAGGGAAGUAUCAUUUAAUUCUAUGUAUUUUAUUUAAAUUCAAAUGUAUAAUUUAUUAUACACAUCACUUGGCCUAUGCGCAAUGUACAGUUACUAAUACUAUGUAUAACAUACUGUAGGUUAAACCUAACAUUACCUCUGAGUUAUAAUCAAGUUCAUAUUUUAAAUUGGGUUUCUUUGUAAUAAUAAGUUGCAUAUGCUUUUGGUAAAAUACAUGUCAAAGGAUUGAAACUUUCAUGUCUCAGUUAAAUUGAUUUGAAUUCAAUGUCUACUUCCUUCAAUUCAAAGUCUGCUUUCUGUGGGGUGUGGGCAAUUGAAAUAGAAUUUGGCAUUUCAUGGGUUGAAUUAAAUUCAGAAUUGACCCCAACCCUGUCAUUCUCGCUCUCUCUCUCUCUCUUUCUGUCCGUGUGUCUCUCUCUCUCUCUCUUGUCUCUCGCUCUGUCUCUGCCUUUCUGUGUCCUCCUGCUACACCAAUGCUGUUCUGCCUUCAAAUUGUAUUUGUCACAUGCGCCGACUACAACAGGUGUAAACCUUACCGUGAAAUGCUUACUUACAAGCCCUUAACCAACAAUGCAGUUCAAUAAAUAGUUAAGAAAAUAUUUACUAAAUAAACUAAAGUAAAAAAAAUCUAAAAGUAACACAAGAAAAUGUCAUAACAAGGCUAUAUUUUUUUAACCUUUAUUUAACUAGGCAAGUCAGUUAAGAACAAAUUCUUAUUUUCAAUAACAGUGGGUUAACUGCCUGUUCAGCGGCAGAACGACAGAUUUAUACCUUGUCAGCUCGGGGGUUUGAACUUGCAACCUUCCGGUUACUAGUCCAACGCUCUAACCACUAGCCUACCCUGCCGCCCCAUAUAUAUACAUACAUACUAGCCUACCCAUAUAUAUAUAUAUAGAGAGAUAGAUAGAUAGAUAUCUAUGUAUCUAUAUGUAUCUAUGUAUAUGUAUAUAUAUGAUCUGGGGACCCAUGUUUCCUGAGAGGGGAAAAGGUGUUGUCGUGCCCUCUUAACUGUCUUGGUAUGUUUGAACCAUAUUUGUUUGUUGGUGAUGUGGAGACCAAGGAACUUCAAACUCUCGACCCACUCCACCCUGUCGAUGUUAAUGGGGGCCUGUCCGGCCCUCCUUUUCCUAUAGUCCAGGAUCAUCUCCUUUGUCUUGCUCACAUUGAGGGAGAGGUUGAUGUCCUGGCACCACACUGCCAGGUCUCAUCUCCUCCCUAUAGGCUGUCUCAUCAUUGUCGGUGAUCAGGCCUACCACUGUUGUAUCGUCAGCAAACUUAAGGAUGGCGUUGGAGUCGUGCUUGGUCAGGCAGUCAUGGGUGUUCAGGAAGGGACUAAGUAUGCACCCCUGAGGGGCCCCAUUGUUGAGGAUCAGUGUAUCAGAAAUGUGGAUGCCUACCCUUACCACCUGGGGGCGUCCCGUCAGGAAGUCCAGGAUGCAGUUGCAGAGGGACAUGUUUAGUCCCAGGGUCCUUAGCCUAGUGAUGAGCUUUGUGGGCAUCAUGGUGUUGAACACAGCUGUAAUCAAUGAACAGCAUUCUCAAAUAACUGUUCCUUUUGUCCUGGUGGGAAUGGGCAGUGUGGAGUGCGAUUGAGAUUGCGUCAUCUGUUUGGGUGUUAUGUGAAUUGGAGUGGGUCUAGGGUUUCCGGCAUGAUGGUGUUGAUGUGACCCAUGACCAGCCCUUCAAAGCACUUCAUGGCUACUGAUGUGAGUGCUAUGGAGCGGUAAUCGUUUAGUCAGGUUACCUUCGCUUUCUUGGGCUCAAGGACUUUGGUGGUCUGCUUAAAACAUGUAGUUAUUACAGACUUGGUCAGGGAGAGAUUGAAAAUGUCAGUGAAGACACUUGCCAGUUGGUUUGCGCAUGCUUUGCAUAUAUGUCCUGGUAAUCCAUCUGGCCAGCGGCUUUGUGAAUGUUGACCAGUUUUUAAAGUUCUUGCUCACAUCGGCUACGGAGAGCAUGAUCACAGUCAUCUAGAACAGCUGGUGCUCUCAUGCAUGGUUCGGUGUUGCUUGCCUCGAAGCGAGCAUAAAAUACAGUUAGCUUUUCUGGCAGGCUUGCGUCACUGGGUAGCUUGCAUCGGUGUUUCCCUUUGUAGUCCGUAAUAUUUUUUUAACCCUGCCACAUCCGACGAGCGUCCGAGCCGGUGUAGUACGAUUCAGUCUUAGUCCUGUAUUGACGCUUUGCCUGUUUAAUGGUUCGUCUGAGGGUAUAGCGGGAUUUCUUCUAAGCGUCUGGAUUAGUGUCCCGCUCCUUGAAAGCCGCAGCUCUAGCCUUUAGCUCGGUGUGGAUGCUGCCUGUAAUCCAUGGCUUCUGGUUGGGAAAUGUACGUGCGGUCACUAUGUGGACGUCAUCGAUGCAUUUAUUGAUGAAGCUGGUGACUGAGGUGGUAUACUCUUCAAAGCUUCACCUUGGUGCCCACACCAGGGUUAUGGCUCUUACUACACACCAUUUUUGUGAUUUUCUGUCCACCAUUAUGGCUAUUCUGUACAUAGCAGAAGUCUAUCACCUCAACAAGGGAAGUGAAGGGAAACUGGGAUGCCUUUCAUUGUGUGGAACUGUGGUUGUGUGAAUUCACCCAGAAUUUACCUUAGAUGGACAUGGGGCAAACGGAACGCCUGUCUGCUCUGCUAGGAGGGGCUACUGACUCUACACAGCCUUGGGAUUGGUCUCUGUCUGUCAGUCAGGACUGUAGCAAAUUUCAGCAACAACAAUUGUCACCAUAAGCCUACAGUGUCUGAAAUGUAAAUUCUUGGAACUACAACAAGGACAAUGUUUCUGCAAUGAAACACACAACACAGUUACAGCAUCUCACUUUAGAACAGGAAAACCCUGCUUGCUGGCAAUCUUAAUGCCAUACUCCAUCUGACGCCUUUUCAGGUCAGCAGCGUGCUUAAUGUUACUGAACAUGACGAUAGAAUAACGACAGGUAUGAUUGUUAUUCAAGUAGAAUGGAAAGUAUGCAGUUAAAUGAGCUGUUACUUGUCAUUUAAUCUAUGUCUUAAUGCAUGUGUUUUGGAACCUGUCAGGCCACAUUGUUCUCUUUUGUUUUGAAAUAUCUUUGUCAGGGCUAUUUAAUGUCGGUCUUGGAGGGCUGAAACACGCACAAAUGUUUUUCUUCUACCUGGUAGUUAAUUGCACUCACCAGGUCUGAAUUAGUCCCUUAUUAGAAGGAGAGGGUGAAAAACAGAAGUGUUUCGGCCCUCCUGGACCGACAUUGAACAGUGCUGCUUCAUGAUAACACUGGCAGGCAGCUUCUCAGGUUAGCACCCCCCCCCAGUCUUGGUCUUGACUCCGGUCUUGAAUCGGUCUCACUUUAGGUCUCGAACAAACAUUGCCCGCAGAUGUAUUGUUUUGAAAACAUGGAAGUGUCCCAAAACAGGAUUAAUUUAUUAUUCACUAAAUAGUGGUUCUCACCUACAACAUUAAUCUGGAUUAUCAUAAUGGAAUUGCACUAUUUAAAGAAUCUAGCAUUUCAUUUAUCAGCUAUUGAUCAAAUAGGCAUCACUCUGGUGAACUAGUCCUAUACUGAGACUUAUCUACAAUAUGUGAAUAAUGACCUAUUGAUAUGUUUGUAUUGUAGAUAAAAACACACAUUUCACAUUUGCCUUAACAGGGUGUGUUGGAGAAAUUGUCUAAAUAGAGGAACUGUUCAUUGGAGGAGGAUCAAAAUUAACUUCUUCCUCCCCUCUGCCAUCCUCUUCUUCCUUUCCCCCCUCUUCUAUCCUCAUCCAUCCUCUUGGUGAUGACGGGAUUCAACUCAAAUGACUCCAGUGGUUUUCCACUCUAACAGCCUCUCCAAGGAUGUCAUUUGUAAGGAGAGAGUAGGUUCAACACUAUGAUUUUGACAGGCAUGAGUCCUUAGUUGCUUACAUCAUUGAUUCUUGAAGAAUAUAACUUAUAAAUUACUUAUGUGCUUAGUUUAACUUGCAUAACCAUCAGAACCCAAAUAUACACUUGUUUUAGUCUGUUUAACCUCUACAGGAUCGGUGUACCCCCGUGGGACGGUUGAGCUAACGUAGGCUAAUGUGAUUAGCAUGAGGUAGUAAGUAACAAGAUCAUUUCCCAGGCCAUAGACAUAUCUGAUAUUGUCAGAAAGCUUAAAUUCUUGUUAAUCAAACUGCACUGUCCAAUUUACAGUAGCUAUUACAGUGAAAUAAUACCAUGCUAUUGUUUGAGGGGAGUGCACAGUUAUGAACUUAAACAUUUAUUAAUAAACUAGUUAGGCACAUUUGGGCAGUCUUGAUACAACAUUUUGAACAGAAAUACAAUGGUUCAUUGGAUCAGUCUAAAACGUUGUGCAUAAACUGCUGCCAUCUAGUGGCCAAAAUUUAAAUUAUGCCUGGGAUGGAAUAAUACAUUAUGGCCUUUCUCUUCCAUUUCAAAGAUGAUGGUACAAACAAAUACAAAAAAUUGUUUGUUUUUUCUUUGUUUUAUCUUUGACCAGAUCUAAUGUGUUAUAUUCUCCUACAUUCAUUUCACAUUUCCACAAACAUCAAAGUGUUUCCUUUCAAAUGGUAUCAAGAAUAUGCAUAUCCUUGCUUCAGGUCCUGAGCUACAGGCAGUUAGAUUUGGGUAUGUCAUUUUAGGCAAAAAUUUAAAAAAAGGGGCGGAUCCUUAAGAGGUUCGUACAUUUAAACAAACACUGUACAGUCUCAAAACAUGGCUAAAAUGAAAAUUCAGUCCUUGAAUCCAUAGCUCUGUCUUUGAAUUUGAGAGUGGUUACAUUUCUCCAGACCCUCCCUUUGCUUUUUAGCGAAACGGGUGGGGAAUAUGCUUUGUUAUUGAUCCAAUUAAAGACUCCAGCUUUAACAGAACGAAUAGAGGGAAAUGCUCACACUCUUGCACAGUCCGUAUACUUCUAAAAACCAACGUAUAACAAAUGCAACAUUUCUGUCACAUAUCCUUCCCUUUGUCAAGACAUGAGGGAAGGACAUGGUUGAUCCGAUAGCAGGCUGUUUAUUCUCUAUGGUGUGUGUGUAUAGCAUUACAUGUGUGUCUUACAGUAUAUAUCUGUUAGGGGACAAGUGACACUUUAUAGGCUAGGGACACUUUAUUAACCAUUAAUUACACACCUAUGUUAGUUGUCAUUAUUAGUCAUAGGACGGUUGGUAUCUGUAUUCUGUGGGGUUGAAUUGUAUUCUACUAGAAUUGAUCAUGGCUAUAGUGUGAUGAAACCCAAAUGAAUCCAUUGUACAUUAACGGUUUACUCUGACUGAGUAAAUAUAUGGUUUUGUCGGUGGACAACUAGAGCCUUUACUAAAGACAAUGGAAUGAUUAGAUAUACAGAGGAUUUGGGAAGCAGACGUGUGUGUGUGUGUGUGUGUGUGUGUGUGUGUGUGUGUAAUGAGACCAUCAUUAUCAAGAUAUUCUCUGUUAUUCCCCAGAGGGUAGAAUGACAUGGAGAUCAAUGCUAUAUGGUAAGGACUUAUCCCCUAGGGAUUUAUGCUAAUAACAAAGACAAAGGGAUUGACAGGAGACGUCUUAUUGUUGACAUUCUGGCUGCUAAUUUGACAAUAAAAAGUACCUUCUAAUAAAUCUG
Molecule: messenger RNA, 6388 nt
Organism: Oncorhynchus nerka (sockeye salmon)
Lineage: Eukaryota; Metazoa; Chordata; Actinopteri; Salmoniformes; Salmonidae
Gene: morn4
Product: MORN repeat containing 4
Exons: 5
Coding region: 176-616 (146 amino acids)
Biological process (GO): response to axon injury
Cellular component (GO): cell projection
Source: RefSeq, a predicted model, not a curated record